AGGUCAGGGUGGUUUGGGAGUGAGAUCACACAGAGGUCAUUCGAGUGUUUGUUGCGUCCAUGUUCUAUACCGCGAAUCUCUGAUUCAUUCUACGCGUGACUCCUUGUUUUCAAAUACGCAACUACUUACUUGCAAUCAACUAGUUUCGAAUCCAGUUCUCAGUCAGUGACAACACAAGUGAAAAUGGAACUGAUCGGUCACGUUAUGCACUACGAAUGGGGCAAACUCGGCGAAGAUUCAUACGUGGCUAAGCUGGCUGCCGCCAACCGGAGUGAUGACGAUACGCCGUUCGUGGUGGAUGCCAGCAAACCGUACGCCGAACUGUGGAUGGGAGAUCACUGCAGCGGACCGUCGCUGGUUAAAAAAUCCGGCAAGGAACUGGGCUCGGUCCUGCGCCCCCACGAGAAACCCACUUUUCUGUUCAAAGUGCUCAGUGUGCGCAAAGCGUUAAGUAUUCAAGUGCAUCCGAAUAAGAGGCAAGCUGCAAAGUUACACGCCCAGUUUCCAGACAUUUAUAAGGAUCCAAACCACAAACCGGAACUGGCAAUCGCACUGACGGAUUUUCAAGCGAUGUGCGGAUUCCGUCCCUACGACGAGAUCUAUUCCAAUUUAAAAGCCUGGCCAGAGUUGCAGGAUCUGCUCGGUGCAGACCAAAUUGAGAAACUGACUCUAAAUGCAGAUGAUGACGAAGUGCUGCGUAAUCUGUACGCUUCACUUAUGCACAGUGAGCCAGAGCAACUGGAAAAAUGCAUUUCGAAAAUGCAUUCCAAAAUACGAACAAAACCUGACAAAUGCUCGUUGGAUCAGCUAUUCCUCCAGCUGCACCAGGAUUUCGGCAACGACGUUGGAUUGCUUUCGAUCUACUUUUUGAAUGUGCUUGAUCUGCAACCGGGCCAAGCAAUUUACCUAUCAGCUAACGUACCGCAUGCCUAUCUGCGAGGCGACUGCGUCGAAUGCAUGGCCUGCUCCGACAAUGUGGUUCGCGCCGGUUUGACACCAAAGUUCAAAGACGUUGACACGCUGCUGGAGCUGCUCGUGUGCCAAGGCGCGCCAGCGCAGUCGAUGCUCUGCCGGUCGGUUGUAAAGGAUCCCGAACGACAGCCGUACACGCGAACAUUCCUCCCGAAUGAUCUGUGGCUUACGGAUUUUGUCGUAUCUAUGCUGAAAAUACCGACCGGUGUAAAAACGUACCCGGUGAGUAAUGCACUUAACGGGUGCAUACUGCUGAUCUGUUCCGGUAAGGGUUUACUGCGUGGAGGGAAAAACAUUGCGCUUAACGUACAGUUUGGCAGUAUAAUCUUUGUGCCGUCUGACGCCAGUGCUGAGCUGGAACUGUGCAUCGAAAAUACCGGGGAAGAAUUUGUUGCUUAUCAGGCAAUGCAAAAAGAUUUUAUUUAAGUGACUGGAAAUUUUAACCAAAUUGAUCUAAAUGUGCAUGUUUUGUUGUAAUACCGUUAAAAAAAUAUUUACAAAUAUAGACCCAUUCU
This is a messenger RNA of Sabethes cyaneus, 1487 nucleotides long. It is a transcript of the gene Mpi, whose product is annotated as mannose-6-phosphate isomerase. Gene Ontology annotation, biological process: GDP-mannose biosynthetic process; carbohydrate metabolic process. The record is from RefSeq and is a predicted model, not a curated record. Bases 184 to 1398 code for a protein of 404 amino acids. Gene Ontology annotation, cellular component: cytosol. Gene Ontology annotation, molecular function: mannose-6-phosphate isomerase activity; zinc ion binding. The transcript is spliced from 2 exons. Lineage: Eukaryota; Metazoa; Arthropoda; Insecta; Diptera; Culicidae.